Molecule: messenger RNA, 10646 nt
Organism: Musca domestica (house fly)
Lineage: Eukaryota; Metazoa; Arthropoda; Insecta; Diptera; Muscidae
Product: protein piccolo
Exons: 13
Coding region: 275-8968 (2897 amino acids)
Molecular function (GO): MAP kinase scaffold activity
Source: RefSeq, a predicted model, not a curated record
GAAGAGAAACGGAUCGUAAACGGGCCGGGAUUAGAUGAAAAUCGAGUUGAUUUAAUUUCGCACGUGAAUUAAAAACAAAAAAUUUAAAACGUCUUAUUCGCAACGCGUUGUGAAGUGACAAAACCAAGUUUUCAUAAAAGUAAAAAGUAACCAUGAAAGCCCUCAGACAAUUUUGAUGAAAAGUGUUAAGAAAAAGUGAAACCAAGACUUGAAAAAUCUUAAAAAAAUCUAUACCCUGUGAAACUGUGAAAAACUUAUUAAACACCCUUGAAAAAUGGCUGCCACGUUGCAACAUUGCGCCACGGCCACCACAACCCCAUCGCCGCUGAAAACGGUGGCCAGCACCUCACCCAAUCCCCAGUUGAAACGUUUGGUCUACUCCAAAUAUCGUGAACUGCUCGGUUCUUACAAUGAUCAGGCCAAUGCCUAUAUCGAUACACUGCCCAGCUAUAUGGUGCACAAGGAUACGGGUUUCAAUUUGGAAUCCAACCCAAAGACAACAUCAACAAUUACAACAAAUGGCACUACCACCACCAUUCAUCUGGCUGCCAGCCCUUCAUCGUCAUCCUCAUCGCCAUCAUCAUCGCCCGGGGGAGACAACGAUAUGUAUGGUUCUGGUCAACGUAUGCCCGCCCAGUCGAACUACGAAGCACCGGCAUGCGUCCAAAACGCCAUGACCAGGGACAAGAAACCCUUCACCUACACACCUGGCGGCAUUGAUCUCUCACAAAUCAAAUCGGAACGCAUGGCCAAGCGUUUGGCUCGCAAUGCCUGUGCCGAGGGCGCUGCCGGUCAAUCACAACAGAAUCGCCCGGGCGGUGCCGUUCAACAGCCCACAUCGCCCAGUUCGCCAGGCUCGGCGGCGGCCGUGAUCGGAGCAGCUGGCAUGGGUAUGCCAUUCCAAGUAUUACCACCAACACCACAACCGGUUGCCGGUAAGAAUACAAAUGGUGGCUGUGGCCCAGCACCUCCCCCACCACCACCACCAACAUCCUUUUCCAAUAUGUCGAACACAACAGCAGCAGCGGCGACAUUGGCGCCCCACAUGAAUGGUGGCGGUGUCAAUGGCGGACGUGGUAGUGCCCCCAAUUCACCGAACAUGCAGCGUAAGAUACCACCAGCACCGCCAUCGCAACGCUUCGAACCACCACCGCUAGGUUUUCGUCCUGAGAUUAAAAUUCCUCCAAAUCCGAUGGCGGCUUUGCGUAAAGUUCCACCACCGGUUGAGAAGAACACCUUCUGGAAGGAUGAGUACCUGAAGAACAAGGGUGGUUCGGAUGCCCCGGCUCCAGCUCCAGCUUCGGCUCCGGCCAACAGUGCCUAUACAGAAGACAACGACAGCGUUAACGGUUCUAGUAGCACCACACCAUCGCAGCAAACGACAAAUGGUAGUGACCAAUUGACAACAGCAACAACAAAUGGUGAAACGAACAACAGCGAUACUAUUGAUGGUUUUAGAAAAACGAUGCCCACUACGACUACGAAUAAACUACAAGCCAAUCAGCAAACGAACAACUAUCCAACGAAUACUCAAGAUCAACAACAACAACAGGAACCACUUAAGACGCCCACAUCUCCCCAUAAACCAAGUCAAGAAUCGGAAAAACCUCAACAAAAAUCUCCACAAAACUCAAGUCCCGACACUCAAUCCCUUUCAUCCACCCAUCGACCCACUCCACCCACAUCACCGCAUCAAAAACUGUCCUCACCCUCAGUGUUGAAGCAGAUUGAACGUGAGACUGGUACUCCACCAGCCGCUUCGGCUUUGACCAGUCCCCCGAAAUCUGUGACACCCAUACAAAUACAGACAGAUGUACAGCAACAACAACGUCAACCUUCACCCAAACCCGAAUUUCGUAGUGCGGCAACGGCAUCACCACAACCGGCCGCUGUCAAUCUUUUCAAUCGUCAAACCGAUAGUCCUCGUUCCGUUGAGAACGCCACACCGCCCCGUGUUACCGAGAGUCCGUUUAGGUUGGCCCAACAACAGCAGCAACAGCAAAGGGCUCCCGUGGCCAUAUCACCAUUGGCCCAGCAAACGACAAGCACACCUCUGUCGGCUGGUCCUUCGCCCGGCCAACCCCAGGCCCAGACAGUACCAUGGCGCACCCAGCGUGGUCAAACACCGCAACAGCAAGGCCCAACACCAACAGCCAACACUCAGUCGCACCCCCAACCUUUCUACAACAAUGUGCAGCAGCAACAACAACAACAGAGAACUCCAGAUUUCAGCACUCAAACCUCGGCCUAUCAGGGCCCGAAACCAACCAACGUGGGUUCUUUGUACAUUGCCCCAUUGGCUGCCCCGGUUGAGCCUCAGGCCCAACACAUUGUUCGCCAACAAAUGCAGCAGCAGCAAAAACAACCCCAACGUGACUCACCCAUGCGUCAAAUGGGUGGACCACAGCCCGGCAAUCAACAGCUACGUUGGAUGAGUUCUCAGCCCAAGCAAACAGAGCAACCACCAUGGGCUCGGCCCGAAGAGAAUGGCAAUGUGGUGCCUUCAUCAUUGAAUCGUAUCAAGUCACCACCACCACCACCAACAGCCUCCUCCUAUCAAACUCAGCCUCAACCACAAGCAUUGUACCAACAACAACAGCAACCACAACCAUCGGUAUUGUAUCAACCAUCUCAACCACAGCCCUACAAUCAAGGCAAUGGAUUUUUGGGUCAACAGCAGCAGCAACAACCUGCAACUCAAAAUUUCGGAGCUGUACACAAUGCUCCGGCUGGUUUGCGUUUGCAAAUUAAUACCAAAGCGAUUCAAAAUAACAACAACAGCAACGCCAACAACCAAAGUGGUCCAAGGGAACGCAUCAUUCCCAUACAAUUGGAGCAAACCCCAACCUAUACACCACCACAGCCGAAUUUCAAUACUACGCCAGCAGCCUAUAGCGCAGGCACUGGAACACCUGGCUAUGUUAUGCGUACACCAAAUCAAUUUGUGGAUCAGGGUUACAAUAACUUCGGUGUACAAAACACCCCACAACGGGUUAUGUCGCCGCCAAUGCAGCAGCAACAAUCACAACAACAACAGCUGAAUGCACCCCGCAUGGUUCAGCAGCAACAGCAACAGGCUGGCAGCAAUCGGACUCACAUUGUGCCAAUUGCCAUGGAGGGUGGUGAUGGUACGCGAGGACCCAUAUCCAAAACUCCCAUCGUUAUACAAAAUGGUGACUAUAAUCUCGUUGUACACGACUGCCCACUUGAGGCUGAGAUCAGAUUUAGAAAAAAUCGACUCAGCGAUCUGCGUACACCGCCCGUACAAUCGAAAUCUUUUAGAAUUUUGCAAAAAAUCACAGACACUAUCGAUGAUGGCAAUAGCGAUGAGUCAGGAAAUCAGCAACGUAACGAUAGUUACAUGGAUGCCGAACCACAAUUACAGCGUCCGACAUUUGCUCGGCAAAUGAGCGCCCAACAGGCGCGCAAUAGUCCAACUGUUGAGCAAAUGAGACGCAUGAAAAUUGGACAAGAACAAGGUAAUACAACGCCACAAACGCCUUCUCAAUUCAAUCAGCAGCCACGACCAUUUUACAACACCAACAAUGAUUAUAUACCACCCAGUGAACAACAUGUACCCGAGCCGAAAAAAUAUACCGGUAGCGCUAUACCAAGUCGAUCAUUUAAAAUUUUACAAGCCAUGACACAGCCAGAAAAUGCUGGUGAUCUAGAAACAAAUUCAAUAGAGUGCAACGACGAAGAGAUGAAUGAUGAGUCGAAAUCUGAUUUUCAUGUAGAAUCUUGUAAUACCUCCUCUGCCGAACCGGUGAGCUCAACCUCGUUGUCCUCGCUGAGUUCGUCAGAUUCAAUAUGUUCAGGUCCCACACCACCACCAACACAAGCCCCCUUAGGUUAUGCUCCCUACCCAUAUCCCUAUGCAUAUCCCUGGUAUCCCCCACCGCCGGCCUGUGACAGUGCCGGUAAUCCAAUCUGGCCAUUUGUCCAUGCCAUGUCUCCGUCGCCCUCACAAAGUGGCAGUGAGACAGGAAGCAAUACCAAUCCCAGUUGGUAUUACCCCUAUGCCAUGCCACCACCUCCACCGCCACCUGCAACACCGAAUGGCGAAUCGCAACAAUCCACAACCCAUCCCUCAUAUCCCCCAUAUCCCUAUUAUUAUCCUUACUAUCCCAUUCCUGCUCCUCCUCCCCCACCAUUCCCAGCAACUCCCUCAAGUUCCACAGAAUUUGAUGGACAAAAUAUAUAUGCCCCCUAUUUGCCACCUCCGCCGCCCUAUCAUUCAUAUCCCUACCCCGUGGCUCCCAGUUACAGCCAAUCCUCGGCCUGUUCCAGUAGGGCCAGUUCAGUGUUGCCAGACAUAAUUAUAACACCCAGUACCGAUGAUGUCCCUUCGAAGGUCAUAAUGCAGCACCACAUUAAAGUGGAAAAGGAGAAAUCUCCCAAGCAGCGAGAAUCCUCCCUGGACAUUGAAGAUGUCACAAGUGAGAAAUCCUCCGUGCCCAAGCAAGUCGAUGGUUCCAUUGUGGACAUUUUGACCCAACAUUUGCAGAAUCUCUCCCAAACCAUGGAAAAUAAUUUGGAUUCCUCUCUGCAGUCACCCCGCAAAACCUAUGAAAAAUAUUUCGAACAGAAAUCUCCCGACGAUAACACCUCUCCCAUCCACAUUUCAAUGGUUGAGGAAGAGGAGGACGCAGCCGAAGAUUCUGAUUCUUCGGAAUCCUCGGCAGAUUCAGAUGCCACCACAAAACAAUAUGAUACACGUUUGGGUAAGGAAGGUUCCGUCCCGCUACAGGCAAUUCGUUCGGUGACCAAUAUCCAGUUUUACAAUAAGCUGAAGAAUCAGCAACUGGAUCAGGAGGAGGAAUCGGAAGAUUCUGAAGAUGAUGAUGAUGCCACCACUGCCGAUGGUGAGAGUGAUGUCUUUGACGAAGACAUAGAGGAGAUUGAAUUUGUCUAUGAACACCAAGGCGAAGGAGAGGAAGAGGAGGAAGUCGAGGAAGAGUUACACGAAGAAGUGGAGUCGGAAUGUGAGGAAUUCAUUGUGGAGGACAAUCUAAGUGUCAUCUAUGAGGAGGAAAGUGAUUAUGAUAAGUCCAGCGAUUAUGGUAAACCCUCCACCAAGAAGCUGGAUGAACUGGAGGCGUGUAUUGAAGAAAAUUCCGGGGAGGAGGAAACCAAGCCAGAGGAAGAAGACAACUCGGUGACAGUUCGUUUGCCCUUGAAAUUUUCGUUUGGCAAAUUAACAGCUGACACGGCACCCAUUACCACCCUGGUGGUGGGCAAUUCCCUAGUGGAGGAGCCCCAAAAGUCCCCAAGCUCCAAUGAUAAUCCCCUCACCUCCUUCAGUGUGGCCACCGUGGAAACAGACUCCGAUGCAGAAGAUGAUUCUUGUGAUGUCAGUGUCACCAUAUCCUUGCCCAGAUCUUCUCGUUCCGGUUCCCUGGACUCAGAGCAUCGGAAUAAUUCUGCCAAAUAUCCCAUAGAUGAAAUGCCACUGCCCGAAGAGGCAUUGCCUAAAAUUGAAUCCAGCCAGGAGGAUGUUUCCUUCUCGAUAUCGUUGAAUAAGCGCAAUAAAUUUGUGGAUCAAACUCUGAAGGGAGACAUUACAAAUAAUAUUGCCCAGGAGAGGCAAGAGGUGAUUAAGGAGGUUGAGAAGAAGGAAGAGGAGCCACCUAAGCCCCAAGAAGAACCCAAAAUUGAUUUGAUGAAAUCCACAUCCAACUUUGAUUUCUUUGCCACGCUGAUGGCCACAAAAAUGCAGGCCCAGAAAAUUAAGGAGGAAUCGGCCAAUUAUUGGGGUAAGCCCUCAAGUCAGAACAGCAAUGAGGAAGAGAAGACGGGAGGGGAAAACUCCCAAAGUGGGGAAUCCGAGAGCCCUAAAGUCGAAAUUAAAUCCACAGAGAAACCUAAACGCAAGGAAGAGGUGAAAACCCAAGAAUCUACUCAAACUAGCUUCAAAUCCCAGGAGCCCCAAGAAUCUACUCAAACUAGCUUCAAAGCCCAUGAACCCUUAGAGGUACCCAAAGUUACCCAGAAGCCGAAAAUAGAACUCCCCAAAGUUCCAGAAUUCAAAGAUGACCUGAAGGCUCGCACCAGUUUCUGGUCCAAAUAUUCGACCAACAACAAAACGAGUGCCAACAAAGCUGAAGUGGCUCCGGAAACACCCUCCAAGCCUGCAGAACCUCAAACCGACGUUGAAUGCAACAGCAAAUCCCCCUCCACUUCUUGGGACAGUAAUUCUUCAAAAACCGAUUCCCAAAAUAGCCAAGACCAGAAUCAGGAAGAAAUCGAUGAUAUUUGGGGUGAUCGGGAUGAUGAUUUGGUUAUACGUAAAGAACGGAAACUUAUGUACUGGGAUAAAUAUUCGAAAUCCUCGUCGGGUUAUGAAACAGAAACUCAAAUGGAUGACACAACUAAGGCGAAGGAGGUUUCUCCAGCAGCCUCCGAUAUUAAGGAGGAACAAUCCUUGGAAGUUAAAAAGUCCGAUACUUUGGAAACCUCUGUGGUCCAAGAGGACGAUAUUGAGGACAUUUGGGCUGAUCGUGACGACGAUUUGCCAGCUGUGAACAAUCUUUCCAAAAAACUGGAUUCCCUGCAAAGUGCCAAGGACUCAUUCUGGUCUUCGGUGGCAGAGGCCAAUAAGGUUUCCGAUUCUGUGGCCAAGGAGGCCAACGAUUUCUGGUCCCAAUUAAAGGCCCCCAAAAAGAAGCCGAGAGCUGAAAGCAUUACCGAGAUCCUUUAUUCUCCCUUGGUUCUCAGACAUCGCAUUGAUGAACUGGCCAAGGCAUUGAGGGCAACUUUGCACACUCAAGAGGAACCGGAGCCGGAAGAAUCCGAGGAAGAGAUAGAAGUCAAAGAGGAGAACGUCGAGGAGAAGGAUGAGGAAGAAGAAAUUGAUUUCUGGGCCCAAAUUGAGGAGUCCAAGCAAAAAUCCUUUGAAGAACCCUCUCCCAGGGACGAGGUACCCGAAAUUAUGGCGGAAGAAAACGAAAUUGAAAAGCCCAUCGAAGAAACAACAAAUCAGUCCUUUGACCCCCUCAAAUAUCCUGAAGAGCCCCGGGAAGUUGAUACCGAUGAAGAAAUUGAUUUCUGGGCAGAAAUUGAGGCCAAUCGUCUGCCGGAUGAUGUGGAGGUCACCUUUGAAAGGGCAGCCACAUUUUGGGCAUCCAGAGAUCGUCGGAAUUCUGCAGAUGAAACUCCCCACAAACCAGUGCUACCAAAACCUUUUGCCGCCAGAUUGCCCGAUGAACCCAUUAAGGAAGAUAUUAACAUCUGGGCCACCUUAGAGGCCCACAAGGGAGAGGAACCAAUUAUUGUGGAUCCCCAGGUGGAAGAAGAACAGCAAUUGGCCCAAGAAUUUGAGGAGAUAAUACCUCAAGAAGCUGAUGCCCGGGAUGGCAUUAAUGACAGUGUAAUGGAUUUGGCUUCGGUACAUGAACCAGUCCAGGCCUCCAUAUGGGCACCCAGCUCCAUGCAAGAAAAUCAAAUGGAAGAAAAAGUCCCAGCCCAGCAGGCAAAAGAAGAACCUGAUUUCUGGGCAGAAAUUGAAAAGAGCAGAAGUUCCUCGCUAGACAAAGAGAAGAGCGACAACUUGGAGACAAAACGUAAAAACUUUAGGCAGGCCAAGGCCUUCUUCACCAAUUCCGUGGAUGAACCCAAGGAGGAGGUGAAAGAGAAAACAGAAAAUGUGACAGAAAAAUCCUCCAAGAAAUCUGAUGAGGAUAGUGUAAAGGAUGACAAUAGCAAGGAAGAAGGAAAGAAGGUUAAGAAACCACCCAAGAAAGAAGUCAAGGCCAAGAGUAAAAGUAAAUCUCCCAAAGGCAAGUCCAAGGAACUCAAGGCGGCUGCUGCUGCCAAGUCUCCAAGCUCUGAUUUGCCUGAGGUUUAUGUGGAACCCACUCUCAAGCGUCUGGCCAAUGGCCUGCCCGAUUUGGAGGUUACCAAGUUCUAUGAGGAACGUAAGGUCUCGGUGCGCGAUCGUAUUUCGGUAUUCGAAACGAGUAACAGCACCGAAACUGCUCCCGACUCUAGGCGCAACAGUAUUACCAAUCCACAAAAACUGUCGGUGGAUAGCAACAGCUCUGCGGUGAGACGUAGUUCUUUGUCUCGCAACAGUUCCAGCCAACGUUCCGAGUCGGAAAUCGAAGAAGAUGACUCGGGUGUUACGGAUAUGAAUAAACUUUCCGAAACUGAAACCGAGUCGGGAAGUUUCCCAGAGCUACGCAAAAUGUCCUCAUAUCAAAGGGCUGCCACGCAUUCACGUCUCUUCAAACUGCUGCAGGAUGAUCCUGAUGCCUUGGAGGAAAAUAAUGGCGACAACAAAGAUGUUGAUGAAUUUCAGCUGAGACCCAGUCGUAGGAAGGUGGUACACAAUGUUAGUAUUACACGCAAACAAAAUCCCAAUGCCCUGGCCGAGGUGGAGACCAUGUCUCAGCGCCGGGAACGCCUUUCUUUGCCACUGCGCAAGAAUACCAGUAUUGAUGCAGAUAAUCCCUCCACACCCAAUAGUCCGGCCUCACCAAUUCUGGAUCAGCCAACCAGUCAACAGUCUGCGGUCAGUGAUCAGCUGGUCAGUGAAUUGGUCCAAAGUCUGCUGCUGAAAAGUGAUAGCACUCAUUUGCGCAAAUUGCCCAUGGAAAAAUUGCAGGCCGCCGCCAAGAGGGUAUUGGAAGAGGAACUCGAUUCUUUGGAGAACACUUCCGUGGAUUCCACACCGGCCAUGACACCUAGUGAUAACAAGAAAGAUAAAUCAUAUGCCGACUAUUAUAACACCUGGUCCAAUGCCAAUAAGCCCUCCGAGGCCACGGAACCCAGAUCUCUGAGAUCCCUACAGGAUAAUCGCCGUAGUCCCUGGACUGUACGCUGUCCUCGUGUGCUUAGUUCCAAGACCAUAAAUCGAGACCUCGCUCGUGUGACAGAAUCACCGGAGAUCUUCUUGCGUAGCAGUAAAAGUCCCGAAUGUUUUCGACAGUCGAGGGAAUCGUCGGUCAGUCGAUGGAAGAAGGCGUAGUUAAGUGAGGCUAAGGGAUACCAGGGAUAAAAUACUCUGUAGGAUUACAGUCUAUUGUGGGAAACACACACACAAAUAGUAGUAUGUAGUUGUAUAUAUUACUGGCAUAAGAGAAAACAAUUAAGAAAACAGGUUCUUGGAGCUUAGUAGUAAAGAGCUUCGGCUAACCAAGAGGCUUCAGAGGGUUCACCAGGAACCUUUUUUCAAGCAUUAAAUGCAUUUUUUUACAAAAAAAAACGAAACCUAUGGGCUAUGUGUUAUUGCAUUUUUCUUGAAUUUAAUUCAAUAUUUUUUAAGAUUUUAAGGAGUUUUUUUCUAAACCAAUCAAAAGAAAGAAAAGCAAGCAGGUAUUGCUUUUUUUGAGGAAAAAAAUCAAUCAUUCGUCAUUCAAAGUCCACGUUCGUUCGUUACACUCAGAAAAACAUUGGUUACCUUAAAAAAAAAAAAAUACACUGAGAAAAAAAGUAAAACGCCGUCACGCCACACCAACACCACCACAACCACCUACCUACCAAACAACCUCUACUACCAACCAAACAUACAUUUACCAACAACCACCCAAAAAAAGAUAUAGCGUCCAACCAAAAACAAAAAUCAAAUCAGUAACAGAAAGCAUUGUUCGAUAUCUCCCCCCAAAUAAAUCCAAAUCAGUCAAUAUCUCUCUCAAAAUCAAUCAAAUCAAUAAUCUUGUUCAAAAUCUAUUAAAAAGGACCUGGACAGUCGGAUCUAUAAUUAUUUUCUUUUAUGCCAUAGAAAUUAAUUAUAGAUUUCCAACUUGAACAAAAAAGUGUCCAAUAUUUUGAACAACUUAAAAAGUAGAAAGAAAAAACGACAACAAUCAAAACAAAACUAGAGAAAUUUGGGUUUUUAUUGCAACAAUAACGACAAACAAAAAAAGUCUACUGUACCACAAUCUCCCCACCAUCCCAUAAGAAGGGGAGAUUUUUGUUAAGGAAUUGAUGAAAACGGAAACACCUGCAGAGGUAGCUUGGAAGGAACAACGAAAAAAGCGUGGCGUUAAUUAUUUUUAAGUUUUCUUUUCUUUUUGUAACAAUUUACUCAAGAAGGUAACAAAUGAUUUGAAAAAAGAAUUUAAAAGUUUAAGUGAUCUUAAAAAACAAGAAUUUUGAAUUAAGUUAAACAUUUACUAAAAACCAAACACUUAACUCAACAUUUAACGACUUAGAACGAACGCUAACUUUCAUUAAUUAGUUAAAAAAGAAAAAAACAAACAACAAUUCAUUAUUUAAUUUUACUUAAUGACUUUAUAUAUUCUUAAAGAAAAACCUAACCUUAAAAAAACCAACAACAAUUGUAAACGAAACACACUCAUCUCAUUUCAUGCAAAAUUCAAUUCAAAAAAUAUUUCGAUUUUACUAAACCUCAAGAAGAACAAAGAAUUUGUAUUAAAAGAAUGAAGAAAGCAACGAUUGAAUUCAUUUGCUCAUUAUUUUUUAAUUUUCCAAUAAUUUGUUAUUAUUAAUUUAUUUUUUUUAUUAUUAUUAUUAUUGCUAUACAACAACAUGAAAUAUUUCUUAUUAUUAUUUAUCAUUUUUUUCACAUCAUUUAUUUUAUUUUUUUAAUUAAUCAAUUACUGUGUUUUAAUUUUUAUUCUGUUUGUAGUAUCAUUUUAUGAUCUAAAUAUUGAAAUAAAUAAAUAAAAAUAUCCCUAAAAAAA